GCGCGGGUGGACGGGGGCAGCGGCCCGCGGGGCCAGGCCGAGGCCACGGUCCAGCAGACAUGGCCGAGUACAAGCGGCUGCCCAACAGCCUGGCGCUCAUCCGCCUGCGAAACCCCCCGGUCAACGCGCUCAGUCAGGUUGUACUCCUGGCAAUAAAGGAGGGGCUGAGGAAAGCGGCAGUCGACUCCUCCGUGAAAGCUGUGGUGAUCUGUGGAGCAGACGGCAAAUUCAGUGCAGGUGCUGAUAUCCAUGGCUUCAGCACUUCUGAGUCCAAAACCAUCUCACUGGGCAGCGUCGUAGAUGAACUACAGAACAAUGAGAAGCCUGUGGUGGCAGCUAUUCAAGGCAUGGCUCUAGGAGGGGGCCUGGAGCUGGCCCUGGGCUGUCACUAUAGGAUUGCCCAUGCAGAGGCUCAGGUUGCCUUCCCAGAAGUGUCCCUUGGGCUUCUUCCUGGUGCCAGAGGGACUCAGCUGCUCCCGAGGCUUAUUGGAGUCCCUGCUGCACUUGACUUAAUCACUUCAGGGAGAUUUGUUUCGUCCCAUGAAGCACUCAAACUGGGUAUUAUAGAUGAGAUCGUGAACUCAGAUCCUGUUGAAGCAGGACUCAAAUUUGCCCAGAGAAUUUCAGCCCAGUCUCUGGGAUCCCGCAGAAUUCGCAACAGACGCGUUCAGGACUUGCCCAACAUGGACUCCAUCUUCGCCGAGGCCAUUGUGAAGAUGCGAAAGCAGCACCCCGGGUGCCUGUCUCAGGAGACUUGUGUCCAAGCCGUCCAGGCUGCGGUGCUCUAUCCUUACGAGGAGGGCAUCAAGAAGGAGGAGGAGCUGUUCAUGUACCUCCGGGCCUCUGGCCAGGCUAGAGGCCUUCAAUAUGCCUUCUUUGCUGAGAGGAAUGCAAAUAAGUGGUCCACCCCAUCCGGAGCCUCCUGGAAAACAUCCACAGCCCGACCCAUCUCCUCAGUUGGCGUUCUCGGCUUGGGAACAAUGGGCCGGGGCAUUGUCCUUUCUCUUGCAAAGGCCAAGAUACCCGUGGUUGCUGUGGAAUCAGACAAAAAGCAGCUCCAGAUUGCAGACAAGAUAAUAACCUCAAUUUUGGAAAAGGAAGCUUCCAAAAUGCAGCAGAAUGGCUACCCAGGGUCAGGACCAAAGCCCAAGUUAACUACAUCUCUGAAGGAUCUCAGUGGUGUAGAUUUAGUUAUCGAGGCAGUAUUUGAGGAGAUGAACCUUAAAAAACGGGUCUUUGCUGAACUGUCAGCUGUGUGUAAGCCAGAAGCCUUCUUAUGCACCAAUACUUCAGCCCUAGAUAUCGAUGAGAUUGCUUCUGCCACAGAUCGUCCUCACUUGGUCAUUGGCACUCACUUCUUCUCACCUGCUCAUAUUAUGAAGUUAUUGGAGGUUAUUCCCAGCCAACACUCCUCCCCCACUACCAUCGCCACUGUUAUGAACUUAGCAAAAAAGAUAAAAAAAUUUGGUGUUGUUGUAGGCAACUGUUUUGGAUUUGUUGGGAAUCGAAUGCUGUUUCCAUAUUACAGUCAGACGCAUUUCUUGUUAGAGGAAGGCAGUACCCCACAGGAGAUAGAUCAAGUACUGGAGGAGUUUGGUUUCAAAAUGGGACCCUUCAGAGUGUCUGAUCUUGCAGGGUUGGAUGUAGGUUGGAAAUCUCGAAAGGGGCAAGGUCUUACUGGACCUGCGUUGCCCCCAGGAACUCCUGCCCGAAUGCGAGGCUAUAAGAGAUAUUGCCCAAUUCCUGACAUGCUCUGUGAAGCAGGGCGAUUUGGCCAGAAGACAGGGAAAGGUUGGUACCAAUAUGACAAGCCACUGGGUAGGAUUCACAAACCUGACCCCUGGCUUGCCAAAUUCCUGUCACAAUACAGAGAAACCCAUCACAUCGAACCACGGAUCAUUAGCCAGGAAGAGAUCCUUGAGCGAUGCAUAUACUCACUCAUCAAUGAAGCAUUCCGCAUCUUGGAGGAUGGGAUGGCUGCUGGCCCAGAACACAUUGAUGUUGUCUAUUUACAUGGCUAUGGAUGGCCAAGGCACAAGGGUGGCCCCAUGUUCUAUGCAUCCACAGUUGGGUUGCCCACCGUGCUAGAGAAGUUGCAGAAAUAUUAUAGGCAGCAUCCUGAUAUUCCCCAGCUAGAGCCUUGUAACUACCUGAAAAAACUGGCCUCCCAGGGAAAUCCUCCUUUAAAAGAAUGGCAACGCUUGACAGGUUCCCCAUGCAGUAAGUUAUGAUUUUCAUUUGCUUCACAUGCUGGCAUCAGGUAAUUUUAUUGAAAUUAAACCCAAAAAGCCAAAGUAAGAUCAUUCUGAAAUUCAGUGAAAAGAAAUCAUUAGUCAGCUAAGUCCCCUUCCUGGGUCUUCUGGGUAAUGAUUUUUUAGCAUCAAAUAUUUAGGAAUGUGCUUUCUAGACCUCUGGUUCUAUUCCCAUCAAAGAAAUGACUUCAGUCCCAGUGAGUAACGUGUUAAUACCAUGAUAAUGAAGAAGAGGACUUCAGGAAUCAUUAAGAUUACCAAGUCCAGGCUGGAGCGAUAGCACAGCGAAUAGGAUAUUUGCCGUGCAUGCGGCUGACCGGGUUCAAUUCCCAGCAACCCAUAUGGUUCCCUGAGCACUGCCAGGGGUAAUUCCUGAGUGCAGAGCCAGGAGUGACCCCUGUGCAUCACCAGGUGUGACCCAAAAAGAAAAAAAAAGAUUACCAAGUCCUUGGAUUAUUGGAGAAAUAAUGUCAUCACUUAACAACUUAAAUAUAACUAAAUCAUAAAUCUAUUCUGACCUCUUCCAACUUCACACAUAAAGCCUUGGUAGGAAAUCUUAUGCCUCCUUCAUUCAAUGCUCACUCAUUGUAUAUGUCCUGAGCACUUUUCAUAGCAUGUCUCAGACCUGUUGUCCAGCAGGACAUUAAUCCAACAAGGAAACCUGUGACAGAAGUUUAGUCUGUAACUGUGGAGGCGAAAUGAAGACAGUUGGCAAGGUAGAGUUAGUGAUGAGGGUGUCUCUGCAUGAGCCUGGAAAGCCACUCAAGGAAUGGCAAAGAGAAGCAAGGUAUUGAGAGCAGAGUGAUGUUAUUAGAGCUGUUAGCCGGGCAGUGUUGGGGGGAUGACUACUUCAGACCAGAAAGGAACUCAGAGUAGCACGCACAGUGCCGCUCAAUGCAUUGCUCUGCCUAGGCAUGUGUCCCAGUGACACAAACACAUCCUGCUUGCUGCUCACAAGGGGACCAGUGAUGCUUGUUGAUACUUUUCUUGAGCUGGGCCAUGUCCACAACCUGGUCUUACUUGACAAUUGCUUUUUAUGGAGAAAACAUAGUGAGUUGUUGACUUAGUGUGAGAAGGAAUCUUCAAAAACAUCUAACCUUCUCUAAUUCUGUGGAGUGAUGGUACCUAUUUCCCCACCACAGUUAGUCUCUAUGAUGUUGGAUACAGAAGUGGAUGAGUCUUGAAAAAAAAUGCAAAAUUAUUGCCAAACAAAAAAAUUUUAAAGGUUUUGUCAUGAGUUUUCUUAACCCUUUGUCUCAUAGGGUUGAAUUCAGGGGCUGGGCCUGGACGGAUAGUAUAGCUGGUAAGGUGCUGGCUUUGCAUACAGUUGACUUGGAUUUGAUCUCUGACAUUCCAUAUGGUUCCCCCAAGCACCACCAGGAAUUAUUCCUGAGUGCAGGGCCUGGAGUAACCCCUGAGCACCACUGGCUGUGGCUCAAAAACAAAAACAAACCCAAAAGAGCUCGUCAAUACAAAAGUUGGAUGCAAAUAUUUAUCUAGGAAUUAAACUAAUCAAAGAUGAAAAAUAAAUCUGAUGUCUAUUAACUAAGGAAUGACUAAACACAUGUGGAAUAGCCAAUACAGUAUAACAGAAUUGGCCCUGAAAAGAAAUGAAGUACUGAUGUAUGCCACAAUAUGAGAAAUAUUGGGAAUAUCAUGUCAAAUGGAAGAAGCCAGUCACCAAGGCCAUGUAUUGUAAGGACAUUUAUAUCAAAUGCCCAGUGAUUGUCUGACAGAACUGUGGGGUAACAGCUAAUAGACAUAGGAUUUCUCUUUGUGUUAGGACAGUGUUCUAAAAUUAUCAUGAUGAUGGUCACAUUACUCUAUGAAUCUACUAAACACCACUGGGUUAUGUACUUAAAAUUGGUGAAUUUUGUAUGUUAAUCAUAUUGCAAUAAAGCUGUUAACAAAUAAAACAAAUAAAUGGACUCAAGUUCUUCUAGUUUGA
Sorex fumeus (smoky shrew) is the source of this 4200-nucleotide messenger RNA. It is a transcript of the gene EHHADH, whose product is annotated as enoyl-CoA hydratase and 3-hydroxyacyl CoA dehydrogenase. The transcript is spliced from 7 exons. Gene Ontology annotation, cellular component: peroxisome. The record is from RefSeq and is a predicted model, not a curated record. Gene Ontology annotation, molecular function: NAD+ binding; (3S)-3-hydroxyacyl-CoA dehydrogenase (NAD+) activity. Gene Ontology annotation, biological process: fatty acid beta-oxidation. The coding region runs from base 60 to 2231 and encodes 723 amino acids. Lineage: Eukaryota; Metazoa; Chordata; Mammalia; Eulipotyphla; Soricidae.